GAGACCGCAGAGACACAUUCACGCAUGCGUCUGCCCGCGCCUCCCAAACUCGACAACGCUGUCGCCGCGCCUCUCCUCGCGCUGCUGCUCACGGCUGCGGCGCCGCCGCUGCUGCUCUCGCCUUCUCCGGCGCUCGCCGCCGCCUCCACCUCGCCGACCUCGACGGAGCUCUCGCGGCUCUCCGCCGGCCUCGCCCGCGUCGACUACCUGCUGCGCGACUGGGACCGGCUGACGACGGUGUGCAACGGUGUGCAGGACGCGACCGAGGCAAAGCAGGUGGCGCGAACGAUCGGCGACCAAAAGUGCUCAAAAUCGCCACUCAUCGUGCAGCGCUACAUUGGCGCGUCGUCGACGCUCGAUCCGCUUUUCAAGGCGGACAAGCUGAUGAUCCGGGCGGCGUCGCUUGUCGCUCCGGAGCAGCAGGAGGAGUACAGCUCGGCGGUGGACGUGUACAUUCGCGAGCAGCAGAUGUCCUCCACGAUGGCGUACACCUCGUCGUGGUCGGGGAGCGAGAACCCGAACGGCUCGGUGGAGCAGAUCGAGGAGAACCUACUCGAGGCGAAGAAGGAGGUGCUCGAGACGCAGGCGGCCUUGCGCACUAUCGUGCGCCUGCUCGGCCUGCCGCCGGCGCCGCCCUUUGCAGAGUGAGGGACCCGGGGUGUUUUCAGUGUAUGUGGCUCUCACAACAUACCCGAAGGUGGAAGACUUCAUGACUACUGCUGUUGUCAGGGUUUCCGAUGUUGAGUAAUAAGUUCG
This is a messenger RNA of Emiliania huxleyi CCMP1516, 756 nucleotides long. RefSeq lists its product as hypothetical. The record is from RefSeq and is a predicted model, not a curated record. Lineage: Eukaryota; Haptophyta; Isochrysidales; Noelaerhabdaceae. Bases 25 to 648 code for a protein of 207 amino acids. The transcript is spliced from 2 exons.